Astyanax mexicanus (Mexican tetra) is the source of this 3731-nucleotide messenger RNA. It is a transcript of the gene tbc1d19, whose product is annotated as TBC1 domain family, member 19. The coding region runs from base 123 to 1694 and encodes 523 amino acids. Lineage: Eukaryota; Metazoa; Chordata; Actinopteri; Characiformes; Acestrorhamphidae. The transcript is spliced from 21 exons. The record is from RefSeq and is a predicted model, not a curated record.
GUGUUUCCUGCAGCGGGUGCUCCGUAGUUGCUAAGAUACGGCGCUUCAUCGCUGGAUGCUGAGCUGCCAAAUGAGGGUAAAGCUGUUUACAUGAGUCAGUUUUACCGCAGUGAGCCGCUGUAAUGAUGGAGGAAGGAGCAGACCUCUCUGUCACCAUCGCUCAGAUCGUCCACAGACUGAAAGGAGCUCAUUUACACUCACAGCUCGAGAAACAAGCCAGAGAAUGUUUACACAGGCCGGAGAUAAAGCUAGAAUCGCUGAAAGAAGACGUGAGGAGUUUCCUGAAGGCUUCAGGUUGGGAGAGGAAGUUGCAGAAUGCAGUCUACAGAGAACUGCACAUAUUACCUCCUCCUGGGCACCCUGCAGCUCCCCCUGAGCACACCAAAGAGCCCCUGGUGUACAUGCGCAAGGCCCAGGCGAGCUGGGAGAAGAGGAUACUAAAGAGUUUGAACAGUAUGUGCACUGAGUUGGGAGUUCCACUGGCACGGAAGAGGCCCGUUUCAGAACAGAAAGAGCUGACAAACAAAUGGAAUGAGAUGGGCACAGAUGAACCAGAUCUGAGCAAGUUCAGGCCUGUCUAUGCCCCCAAAGACUUCCUCGAGGUUUUAAUUAGUCUGAAGAACCCCAAUUAUGACUGCAGAGAGGGACUUACUGCCAGUAGCCACUGGGGACUAAUUCAGAUCUCCCUCAACGUGCGUGAUAUCCCACAGAUGAGAGAGGCUUAUCCAGAGCUCAGUCUGACGUGCAGCCAGCUCGGCAUAGAUGAUCACGCACACAUCCCCCCAGAUUUGUUUGAAAGCGAACACAUUCGUAUCGGGAAGAAAGUGGUGAGUGAGCAGGACAGUGCGGCUGCUCAGCAGUACAGCAGACAGGGCUGUCCCACUGGCUUCAGAGCUCAGCUAUGGGCUCUGAUCCUCAAUGCUACGAAUGAACCUGAGGACAUCAUGCAUUAUGAGCAGCUGAAGGCUGCAGUCAUACACCAUGACCUGCUGGUGGACAACCUAAUAUAUAAGGAUGUGAAACUGACCGCAAGUAAUGAUGACUAUUACUUUGUGUUUGAAGACUUUCUGUAUCAGGUCCUGCUGUGCUUUUCUCGAGACACUGCUGUUUUGGAGCAUUUCAGCUACAACAGCGCCACCCCUCCCAAGUCCUACAUCCAGGGCAAAACUGGGGCAGAAGAGUUCACUGUUGUCUAUCCUCCAAAUGGAGUUAUCCCCUUCCAUGGCUUCUCAAUGUACGUGUCUCCACUGUGUUUCUUGUACAAUGAGCCGUCUAAGCUGUACAGCGUAUUUAGAGAGAUGUAUGUGCGCUACUUCUUCAGGCUGCACUCUAUAUCCUCCUCCCCUUCAGGUAUAGUUUCUCUUUGCUUGCAGUUCGAGAGGCUUCUUCAAAACCACCUUCCUCAGCUCUUCUAUCAUUUGCAAGCGAUCGGAGCUCAGCCACUGCGUAUCGCCUUUAAGUGGAUGGUUCGCGCAUUCUCAGGGUACCUUUCCACUGACCAGCUGUUGUUGCUAUGGGACCGUAUCCUUGGCUACGACUCCUUAGAGAUAGUUGCAGUCCUGGCGGCCGCUGUCUUCACCUUCCGAGCUGAAAAUCUGAUGCAGGUGACAUCACUGGCUUCAGCUGAGGCCGUCCUCGCUGAUCUCUCGACCCUAAAGGUCAUGCCGCUGCUGCAGGUAUUUCUCUUUGCCUAAGUUAUGUGCAUGUGGGUGUUGCCCCCCAAGCGGUCUGCCAAGCUGUGCAUGGCCGUGCCAACUAAGUCAUUUGCAGCAACUGAUAACCUUUAAAAUGUAACAAGAUAAUAAGUGAAAACAUAAGCAGAACACAAGCAACAUUCGACACGCCACCGAAACAAAAGCUUGACUUUACAGUUUUAUCAGAUAGGCUUAAUGCCAAAUCAGGCCAGCAAGUACUAUAAUAUAUAUUCUGCUCAUGUUCAGGUUUUAAAAUAUGCCAGUCUUUAGAUGGUGUCAAAUUGCACACGCGAGUAUUAGUAAUAAGUGCAUUAAUAACUGCUGUUAAUGAAUUAUUAUGCAUUUGUAGAAAUAAUGCUGCUCUUGCCAAUUCAAUGUGCACCACUGAAAUGCUUAUAUAUCAUUUAUAUAUCAUGCUGACCCAGCAGUUGUAUGCCUUAUCAACAGUACAUUACAAGCAUUCAAAGCUGAAUGAAAACAAGUGCUGUAAUACAUAAAACAGUCUGGGGCUUGAUUCACAAAAUAUCUUCCAAUUAAAAAAUGUAGGUAGACACGGAGAAUGUUAUAAAUAUUUCAAGUCUCAAUUUUUUUAUAUAUAUAAUUUUAUCAAGAAUCUCAUCGCUGUUUUCGUAUUAAUGCCAUGUGUAACAGUCUUUCAUUCUGCAUUUGACAGCAUAAAAUACAAUGCAAAAUGUAUUAAAAAUGUUAGUUAAAUCCAUGCAGCUAAGAGAAAAAUGUUAGAAAAUCAGAAUCAAAAUAAGUGAUCAAAAAAUUUAAUUAAUUUCAAAAAGUGCUAGAAGUAAAUUUCUUUAUAUAGAGAGUAGCUUUGUAUCUUAUUAAAUUAGAAAUAUUUCUAAUUUUAGAAAUACCUGUCAGAAAAAUAUUGUUUUUAGAUGUUUUUCUUAUGUGAAAAUCUUGUUUGAUUAAAAAAGGCUUUAAUUCUUCUUAAAAAGACUUAAACCCAUUUUUCAAAGGUCUUACUUUGGUCUUGUUUUCCAAAUUAUAUGAAUGUUAGUUAUCUAGCUUAUUAAUUUAAUGUCAGCCUGUAGUAAAUUUAAUAAAGACUGAUUAGAUAACCCAAAUUUUGCACUAGAUUCUAUUUUUAGAGUUCAAAACAUAAUUUAUGUUCCUUUGAAAUAUUAAUUUAACAGGAAAAAAAAGAAUCAAAAGCUUACUGGUGUGUUUUUUUUGCCAAAAUGUUAUUGUGAAAUUAGACUUAAGUUUGUCUUUUGAUCAAAAAGUUUUAAAUAUGAAUUACCCCACACUUGCAGAUACCCUGAAAAAUACAUCUAAGAAUUUCUGUCUCAAGAUAUAUUUGUGAAUCCAGCCCCAGAUAUCUUAUUUAAAUCAUUUGUAUUUAAAAUGCAUGUACUUCUUUCUGCUUUGCAGAAGGCUUCUUUAAUUGAUUCCAUAGAUGAACCACAAGUUAAAUAAACUCUCACCUGUGUCAGUUUAUUAUUACACUCUGUGUGCCAGGCAUUUGUAGGGCUUGUACUGAUUAUGAUAUGUGCCUCAGAGCAAACAGCCUUCCCACUCUGUUUUAAUUUCAAUAAUUGUUUUACAUGCACAUACAUACUGGUUUGACUGAGGAUUUUGUCCACAUUUGUCUGUAUUAAAUGAUGAUCAUGUUCUAAUCUAAAUUGUAACACACCCGCCUCUUAAAAGGUGCUGUUAUGUAACAACCAAACAAACAAAUAGUAGGAGACUAAUGGGAAUUUGAAAGGACUGUUGUUUUUUUAUGUUGUAUACAUGUUGAUUUAUUCCUUGUUUUUAUGUGUAAAACAUACUUUUCACAUGCCAAUAAAAUCAGAUCUUCCUUUGGAACACAGCCUUUUUACUUAUGGUUUUUAUGGUACUUAUGUAUAUGUAAUGUAUUUGUUCUCCACUCUUGAAAAUCUGUCAAAUGUUUUAUUUUUAUCAUUUUUAUGUAAUAUAAAGUGAUGUAAGAUUAAAUGAACAGAUCAGGUGACAAUAUGAGCUGAUGUACAUUUUGAAACAGAUCCACAGAUAUGUAUAUUAAAAUGUUAUUUAAAGCUG